Helobdella robusta is the source of this 441-nucleotide messenger RNA. RefSeq lists its product as hypothetical. The coding region runs from base 1 to 441 and encodes 146 amino acids. The transcript is spliced from 4 exons. The record is from RefSeq and is a predicted model, not a curated record. Gene Ontology annotation, biological process: tail-anchored membrane protein insertion into ER membrane. NCBI's taxonomy places the organism in Eukaryota, Metazoa, Annelida, Clitellata, Rhynchobdellida, Glossiphoniidae.
AUGUUCUACAAAGAAUCAGUCGAGGAGAAAAAUAGAAAAACUGAAAUUGCUGAAUUGAAAAAAGAGUUGAAAUCCAUCCCAAUGGUCGAUGAGUUUCCCAAAUAUGCCAGACUGGAGAGGCAGAUUAAAAAAUUAUCUACUGAAUCCAAUAAAAUAUCUCAAGCUAGAUCACAAAGUAUUGUUAUAAGAAAAUGUGUCCUCAUCUUCAUUGUUAAUUUCAUUCAGUUGUUGAUUUCUGGUAUUGUUAUAUGGAUGUAUAAGUCAGAGCCUGUUGUUGAGAUUGAAUCAAAGUGGGUUUUUCCCAUAAGCUCUCUACUCUCCAUGCCUUCUGGGUCUUCAGGAGUGAUCAGUGCAUUUGUUUGGAUCAUCAUCUGCAGAUGUGCCAUUUCGCAAAUUCACUCCAUAUUUUUUAAUGAUUUCGGUUCAAAACAGUCCUUGUAA